AUGGAUAUUAGGAGUCGUAUUUGUGGAUUGAUGCAAAUUCAAGAAGCUGGGGUAGAUAGUAUGUAUCUGGGGCUUCCAAGCAUUGUUGGCUGCAACAAAAACGCUGUGUUGGGGUUUCUAAAAGAGAGAAUGAGGAAGAAAAUAAAUGGGUGGGAGGGUAAGGUUCUCUCUCGGGAUGGCAAAGAGGUGCUUAUCAAGUCUGUGGUUCAAUCGCUUCCUUCAUAUGCCAUGAAUAUUUUUCUUUUCCCAAUUGGUCCCUGUAAAGAAAUUGAGAGGAUGAUGGCAAGCUUUUGGUGGAAAUCAACUAAUUCUAAUGGUAAUGGGAGUGGCAUUGUUUGGAUGAAUUGGGAUAAAAUGACCAAACACAAAGCUGAAGGCGAUAUGGGGUUACGAAACAAUUAUUUGUCUGCUGAUUUGGGGUCAAACCCGAGAUUUAUUUGGAGCAGUAUUUUUGCUGCAAAGGACACUGUUAAACUCAGUUUAAGAAAAAGAAUUGGGUCUGGUUUGACCGUGCAGAUUACAUUAGACCCGUGGCUUCCUGUUAUGGAUAGACCCUCUCCAUUUCUGCUUGUUCCUGGCCUCAAAAAUUUCUCUGUUAGCAACUUGUUUCAAGUAGGUAAUCAAAGUUGGGAUGCUGAUAUAGUGUGUGAUUUAUUUUCUCCAACUGACGAUGCUAUCAUACUUGGUAUCCCUAUCCAACCAUCGGGUGGGGAUGACUCUUGGUACUGGCUAGCUGAGAAAAAUGGGUUCUACUCUGUCCGUAGUGCGUACAAGCUGCUUCAAGAUCAAAAGCAUCACUCGGACAACCCCGAGGGCCAUACAUUUUGGAAGAAAUUGUGGUCACUUAAGGUGCCUCCUAAGAUGAAGGACCUGGUGUGGAGGGCGGCUUCUAAUUGCCUUGCAACCAAGAUUGAAGAUUUGCUUGAAAAGCCUGCUGUUGAGGAAAAGGAACUUGACGAAGCUUCAGAAGCAGUCGUCGAGGUUACUGUGCAGGAAUCUGUUGCUACAGAAAAUCCAACAACAAAAGAAUCUGAGUAUCCUUUGAAUUCAAUCAUUGAUCCAAUACAGAGGGAACCAUCCUCCAGGGAUUUUCAAAGGAAAAUGGCCAAAACUAAGAAUGCCCAAUCGUCCAAGAAGCCCUCUCGUGGCUCUGCUUCUGCUUCUACAGAAAUGGCUGUUGGCAGGGAGCCUUUGUCUCUGCUGAUAUGGCUAGAAGAGUCUGCAAGCCGUGUGGACAAUGAGACUCUGUGCAAAAUUGUGAUGUUGUGUUGGGCUCUAUGGUCAACAAGGAAUGAUUUAAUUUGGCAGCAGCAUGUUCAAAUAGUAAGGGAUGUGGUUGUUUUUGCAAACUCGAGACUUGAUCAAUAUUUGAAAGCUCAAGGUAGGGGGAAUAUCCCUUUGCUGUCACCACUUAAAGAAGGUGAUGGUUCAGAGCGGUGGAUUAAACCGGAUACAUGUAUCAAGCUCAAUAUUGAUGCAACCACUUUUGAUCGGGACUUUAAACAUGGCUACGGGUGUGUGGUGAGAAAUACCAAUGGGGAGCUGGUCUCAGUUUUUUCUGGUUUUAAACAUGGUAAUGUUUCACCCGAAUUAGCAGAAAUAAUGGGCAUUAGAGAGGCACUAAGCUGGCUCAAUUGUCACAACUACACACGGGCAGCCAUUGAGACAGACAACUUGGUCUGUGUCGAAGCUAUUUGGAGUGCAGAAAGUUUUGCUUCUGGUUUCGAUUUGGUUGUUGAGAAGUGCAAGAACAUUCUUAAAAAUUUGUUAAAUGUUUCGUUAUUUUUUGUUAAGCGUUCUGCGAAUCGUGCCGUGCAUUUCAUUGCCCGGCAUUCUAUUUCUCUAGCUGAACUAUAG
Messenger RNA from Cannabis sativa, 1857 nucleotides. RefSeq lists its product as uncharacterized. NCBI's taxonomy places the organism in Eukaryota, Viridiplantae, Streptophyta, Magnoliopsida, Rosales, Cannabaceae. The coding region runs from base 1 to 1857 and encodes 618 amino acids. The transcript is spliced from 6 exons. The record is from RefSeq and is a predicted model, not a curated record. Gene Ontology annotation, molecular function: RNA-DNA hybrid ribonuclease activity; nucleic acid binding.